This is a messenger RNA of Nerophis lumbriciformis (worm pipefish), 2649 nucleotides long. The record is from RefSeq and is a predicted model, not a curated record. NCBI's taxonomy places the organism in Eukaryota, Metazoa, Chordata, Actinopteri, Syngnathiformes, Syngnathidae.
AUGACCCAGCUUAAAAAGAAGGGAGAAAGCUCGACGCUAGCCGCGGCGGGAUCCUCUCACCCGGCGGAUGAGGCGAGCUUAUUGUUUCGCGGGAAAGUGGUCAGCCUAGUUUAUAACUACCGCACACUGGGUCACACGCAGGCACACAUCAAUCCGCUUGAAGAUGAACCGACGGCUAAUCCUCGCUUAUCGCCAGAUCAAUUUGGAAUUUCCCAAGCCGACUUAGAAAAGGAAGCUUCGACUCAAUUUUUCCGUCAGGGAGAGCCGAUGAAGCUAGGUCAUCUGAUCGAUGCUUUAGAGACCACCUACUCAGGUCAUAUCGGAUUUGAGUUCAUGCAUAUCCACGCCACGGAUGUCCGCCAUUGGAUUCGGCAACGUAUCGAGGAUCGAGUGCCGCAGCAGCCCCGCAGUGCAGAUGAAAAAAAGAGUGCUUUACGCUGGAUCAUGGAAUCCGAGCUAUUCGAAAAUUUUAUUGGAAAAAAAUUCCUUGGAGAAAAACGCUUCUCACUCGAAGGCGGCGAAGGAUUGAUGGUCUUGCUCAAUCGCCUCCUGCACCAAUGCCCGUCACAUGACGUGAAGGAAAUAGAAAUGGGAAUGGCGCAUCGAGGUCGCCUGAAUGUGCUGGCCCACUUUGUGCAAAAAUCGCUAACCACUCUCCUUUACGAAUUCACUCCCAACUACGUGCAAGACCUCGUGGCGGGAGAUGGCGACGUGAAAUAUCACCUCGGUUAUGAGAAAGUGCGUGAGCUCCCAGAUGGUGAAGUCAGGGUGAGUUUGGCCGCAAACCCGAGCCACCUUGAAGCCGUAAAUGCUGUGGUUGAAGGGAAGGCGCGCGCGCGCCAGCGCAUGAUCGGUGACGAUGGAUCGAAGACUGACCGCAAGCAAGUUUUGCCCUUGCUCAUCCAUGGCGAUGCCGCUUUUGCGGGGCAGGGGCCGGUGGCUGAAGUCUUGAAUCUCUCUCAGCUCGGCGGUUACCGCACAGGUGGAACGAUUCACCUCAUCGUCAAUAACCAGAUUGGUUUUACCACGAUGCCUUCCGAUGCGCGUUCUUCUUCCUAUGCCACGGACGUGGCUAAAAUGAUCGAGGCUCCCAUUUUGCACGUCAAUGGUGAGAAGCCGGAGGAGCUUCUCUGGGCCGCAGAAUUCGCCAUGGAAUUCCGUCAAAAAUGGGGACGUGAUAUUGUCAUCGAUAUGUAUUGUUACCGUCGCCAAGGACACAACGAGACCGAUCAGGCGGCCUUCACACAGCCACAUAUUUACCGCAAAAUUAAUGCCAAAAAACCACUGGGGCAGCAGUAUCGUGAUGAACUGAUGGCCGAUGGCUCAAUGAGCGCCGCCGAAGGCCAAGCGCUCUAUGACGAGAUUUGGCAAGCCCUCGAAGAUGGACUGGAAAAAAUGCGUAAGCACGAGGCGGAUGGUGACCGUACCGUCUUCAGUGGCUCCACUGCCGAGGUCCAACCAGAAUACUCCCACACCCCAGUGAAAACGGGGGUCUCUUUAUCCGACUUCAACCAAAUUGGUAAAACCCUCACCACCAUCCCGGAAGGCUUCAAUCUCCAUCCGACCUUAGCGAAAAGAUUCGUCCCCAGGCGCACUGAAGCUUUGGAAAGCGGCAGUGGUUUUGACUGGGCCUUUGCCGAAGCCUUUGCCUUUGGCUCACUUUUGAAAGAGGGCUACCCCGUGCGCCUCUCCGGUCAGGAUUGCCGACGCGGAACCUUCAGUCAUCGACAUGCGGUCUUCUAUGACUUUGAGACUCGCGAGCGCUAUAUCCCGCUUCGUCAUCUGGCUGAAGAUCAGGCUAAGUUUUGCGUUUAUAACAGCCUCCUCUCCGAAGCGGCGGUCUUAGGCUUUGACUAUGGUUACUCAUUGGGUUGCCCGAACAUGCUCAUCCUUUGGGAAGCGCAAUUUGGUGAUUUUUCAAAUGGAGCGCAGGUCAUCAUAGAUCAGUUUAUUUCUUCCGCUGAAUCGAAAUGGCAGACACCAAGCUCGAUGGUUAUGCUACUUCCGCAUGGCUAUGAAGGAAUGGGACCCGAGCAUUCUAGUGCGCGACCUGAGCGUUUCCUCCAACUUUGUGCAGAGAAGAACAUGAUCGUCGGCAACUUCACCACGCCUGCGCAAUACUACCAUGCCUUACGCCGGCAAAAACAUGCGAAAGUCAAAAAGCCACUCAUUGUGAUGACUCCGAAAAGUUUGUUAACUCAGGCCAGUGCAGUUUCGAACUUAGAAGAUUUCCUCGACGACACCCAUUUCCAAGAAAUCAUUCCCGACAACUUUCCUUUUGAAAAUCUGGAUCACGUGAACCGCGUUAUUUUUUGCACGGGCAAGGUUUAUUAUGACCUCAUCACCUACCGGGAAGAGAAAAAAAUCAAGGAUGUUGCCAUCGUGCGCGUUGAGCAGCUUUAUCCCUUCGACCGCGAAGGAGUAAAGAGGGCCAUCGCGCCUUUCGGCGAUGAUUUUAAACCCGUCUGGUGUCAGGAAGAACCACUGAAUAUGGGAUAUUGGUCCUUCGUGCGCCCCCGCCUGCGUAAACUCCUGAACUCGCCAAUUCGUUACGCCGGUAGAGAUGCCGCCUCCAGCCCAGCCACCGGCUCUAAAGCCGUUCAUAAACGCGAGCAGAAGUCGCUCGUCGAAGAAGCCUUUUCAGCCUAA